This is a messenger RNA of Lindgomyces ingoldianus, 945 nucleotides long. RefSeq lists its product as uncharacterized. The record is from RefSeq and is a predicted model, not a curated record. The coding region runs from base 1 to 945 and encodes 314 amino acids. Lineage: Eukaryota; Fungi; Ascomycota; Dothideomycetes; Pleosporales; Lindgomycetaceae. The transcript is spliced from 2 exons.
AUGAAAACCGAAGUUUGGAAAGUCGUGACUUCCCCCACAACGACCUUGGGACACAUGACUCUGCAAUCGCUUAUCAGGCGUUUCAGUGGCUCAUUAGCCCGAACUGCGGCUGGUGGUCGCGAACAUAUUUUUCUGCCCCCUCCUCGUCUACUUUCAACUCGCGAUUCUUUCCAGUCCUUAUUUGAUCGGGUGUCGAGACGAAAAAUGGGAUCUGUACCCGGCUGUGGAGGGCCGCCAAAAGUCCAGGCAAAUGUCGCCAACCUUUUCCAGGAUAUUGAGAGCGCGGUUGAGUCGACAAGUUUAGGAAAGGAGAAAUGGUACAUCUUAACAAUUGCGGCGCUCGUCGGAGGUACUGAGCCUGAAUUGGCAGACCAACUGUACCUGUAUAUCAUCAACAAACCCGAGUAUGCCACAACCAGUCACCGACAUUACUUGAUCCGUCGAUUACGAGAGGCGCUAGUUAAGCUCGUCUCUAUCGUUGGAGUAUGCAAACCCCUUGAGGCAAUUAUCGCCAUUAUGAAAGUGGAAAAGGAAGAAGACAGGGACUAUACCUUCACCCGGGAGAACUGGCAAUGCGAUCAAGAGAACCAUGACCGGGGGAUGGAGUGGAUGCGCCAGAUUUACGCCCACAAUAUCGAACCUACGCUUGAUCUCUUCAAAGCACACCAGGACUUCAGGUGGAUAUCAACCGAAAUCACGUACGGCCUUUACUUAUCAGACCGCAAAAUACUCGACGACUUAGAUACAGAGCUCGUGGUGCUCGUAGGAAUCAUGGUUCAGAACCUGAGGCUAGAGACGCAUUGGCAUAUUCGAGGGACUAGAAGGAUCGGCGUGUCUAAGGGCGACGUGGAGAUUAUUGUCGCAUGUGUUCAUAAAGUUGCGAACUUCAUGGGGACUUCCCUGAAUAGGAUACCAACUGUAGAAGAGGUUGAAAAGGAUGUUUAA